Messenger RNA from Nymphalis io (European peacock), 1263 nucleotides. Its product is annotated as carboxypeptidase B-like. The record is from RefSeq and is a predicted model, not a curated record. Gene Ontology annotation, molecular function: zinc ion binding; metallocarboxypeptidase activity. Gene Ontology annotation, biological process: proteolysis. The transcript is spliced from 6 exons. Bases 1 to 1263 code for a protein of 420 amino acids. NCBI's taxonomy places the organism in Eukaryota, Metazoa, Arthropoda, Insecta, Lepidoptera, Nymphalidae.
AUGACGCGAAUCUUAGUUACUAACGAUACAUCGCCAAUCUCCGCACUUUUCUCAGUAAAAGUCCAAAAUGCCGAACAGAUUAACUACUUCAACUCCCUGGAUUAUCCUUUGGAUAUAUGGAUGUACGCGACGCAAGGAAGAGACGGCGUAGUUCUCGUACCCAAGGACUAUGUUCAGCAGUUCCAAGAUGAACUCUAUUCUAAAGGAAUAGAAUUUGUUAUUGAAGUCGAAAAUAUUAAAGAUUCGUUGGAGCUUGAAGACAAAUUGAGGGCUGACAAAGCUAGAAAUAGAGCUAUGAGACCUGAUAAUGAACUAUUAGUUGAUUUUGAUGAUAUUUACAAUCUCACUGAGGUCAAUAAUUACCUUGAACAAAUAGCUAAGGCGUAUCCCGAUGUAGUGACAUUAGUAAAUGGAGGAAAAUCAUUUGAAGGCAGAGACAUGAACUACUUAAAAAUUUCAAACUCCAAAUUCGAGAACGCAAGCAAACCAAUCAUUUUCAUCGAAUCGCUUCUUCAUGCACGUGAAUGGGUCACACUUCCAGCAACAUUGUACGCUAUCGAGAAACUAGUUGUCAAUGUCACUGAUCAAGAUCUGAUUGAUGAUUUCGACUGGAUCAUCAUGCCAGUCGCUAACCCCGAUGGAUACGAGUUCAGUCACACAAGUGAUGGUCGCUUCUGGCGUAAGAACCGUAGAAAUGGAUUAUUACCUAAUGAUAUUUGCCUAGGAGUCGAUCUCAAUAGAAACUUUGACGUCUUCUACGGUAUAGGAUCCAGUAACAAUGUUUGCACAGAAAUCUACCAUGGUACCUCAGCUUUCUCUGAACCUGAGGCGAGAAUCAUUAGAGACAUAUUACACAGUGACGAUCGUAUUGAAAUGUUCUUAGACUUGCACAGCUUUGGAAAUUUGAUUCUUUACGGUUGGGGAACCGGCGACCUACCAGAAAACGCAUUUGCUUUGCAUGUAGGAGGAAUACAAAUGGCUACAGCUAUUAAUGAUGUUAAAGAAGAUUGGAAUUUAGACUACAGGGUCGGUAAUUCUGCUCUCGUACUCUACGCUGCAUCUGGUACUGCUGGGGAUUACGGUCUAAAAGCUGGUGUGCCAUUAUCAUAUACAUAUGAACUGCCAGGUCUUAGGAACUCUGGUUCUACUAUUUUAGGAUUUUUAGUUGAUCCUGACUUUAUUAAGCCAUCUGCAGUUCAAACGUGGGAAGGAAUAAAGGCUGGUGCUAUGUUCUUACGUAAUUUACGCCGUAAUUCAGUUUAA